Messenger RNA from Cylindrotheca closterium, 3036 nucleotides. The record is from the annotation of a GenBank genome assembly. Lineage: Eukaryota; Bacillariophyta; Bacillariophyceae; Bacillariales; Bacillariaceae.
AUGUCAGGUAAGACGCUGGAUCAUGAUGUUUCAAAGCCGACACACACACGACGAGGCAGGGAUGCCACUUUACCAAGUGCUGUUGAGGUGCUACCAGUGAAAGAAGGGGAGGAUGUUGACACAAAUCGGAUAGGAGAAAUCGAAGAAGAUUCUGCAGCCAAAAAUCCUGCUGAAAGAAGUUCCGGGAAAGGUGAAAACAAUAAUGUUCGUAUUCGAAUAGGAUGUAGAAAAACUAAGGAAGACAAAGAGCUCAUUAGGCUUGCCCUCCAUCGAAAUCCAUUCUUUACCUGUAUGGAUGAAGAGCAAAUUCAGCGGUUUGUGGAAGUCGCAGAGUGCCGGUCGUUUCGACCUGGCGAAGCUGUUAUACUCGAGGGAUGCAGAGAUGAAAGAAUGAUGUACGAUUACCAAGCGGAUGCAGAUGAAUCACUUGGACCAGCUGAUGUAGAUGAGUUUUUGCUGGAUGAAGAGAACAAGAGCAAUGUCAAUAUUGAAACUGACAGCUCUGCGAUGCAUGCCGAAUCAGACGCUUUCAAUCUAGCAUUACAUACCCUGGAUCAUGUACCACCACCAUUUUCCGCGUCGAAACCUCUACUCUAUAUCAUUAAGGAAGGAAACGCUGAUGUACUGUAUCAUGCAAAUUUCAAUCCAGCAUCUCUUGGACCAGGAACAUUAUUUGGAGAAGGACGGUUUCUUUUCGGAAGGCAGCAUUCUGCGUCUAUUGUGGCCGCUGGCCCUUUGAAAUGCUGGGUAGUAGGACUCGAUACAUUCUUAAAAGAUGUCUUAAAUAGUGAGAACCUGAAGAAAAUUUUUGCUCAGCACGCUCACAGAAACGACAGUCAAGGGAAACUAUAUAUGACUAUGGACGACUUCAUUCAUUCAUGCUUACACGAUGAGCAAAGGGAAUCACAAAAUAUGGAAAAUGUAACAGAUGAUUCCACAAUUGAGAACGCAUACAAUAGCAUCUUGAGCAGCUCUGUGAUGCAACUAUUCAACAACAAUCAGAUUUUCCUAUCCGAUUUCUGUCUGUUCUAUCUACUCAUUUCAAGACCUGAUCCAGAGAUCGACAUUGCAUUUCUCUUGAUGGACCGGCACAAGACGGGGUCCAUCACAAAGGCUGACUUUCAGGAAUAUGUUUCACGGCUUCCAUAUUAUUUUGACCCAGAGUCAGAGUUCGUCGAACGUCACUUCGGAUAUGGGCAGACAGUUCGAAACUAUCAAUUCUCUCAGUUCCUUGUCGAUCUGCAAAAAGAAAUGGGCCGUCAGGCUUACAUCCACGAAGCCAGGCAGUUUCAAGCAGAAUUCGAAGGUGAAGGGUUGUUUCUUCCAGCUGAACAGUUUGUAGAAUUGUUGAAAUCAACUUGCAGCUGGCGACUCCCUCCAGGUGUCGUAGAUCGACUAGAGUCAUUGUACUCUAAGGGACCAGUAGAGUCCGCGGAAUCCACGGCCAUUGCUUCUGUACGAGCUGGCAAAAUCAAAGGGGACUCAGUUCAUCAAGUGAAGGAGUACUCAAAAAAAUCUAUUCUAUGUGAUUUCGAACAGAAGCGACUAAAACUUGGUACACGAUACUUCACAUAUUUGGACUACACUGCUUUUCAAGAAGUCCUCGGGGUGCUUCCUGGAAUCUACAAUCUGAUCGACCGAGCAUGCAAAAUCAAGAACGGACCAAUUUCUCCUGAUGAUUUCAAGGUGGCAAAUCGAGUACUUGGGCUUGGGGGUCGGUUAAGCCGUCGUCAAGUGGAUAUCAUAUUUCAAUUAUUUGAUUUAGAUCGUGAUGGUUAUGUGUCUGCAGAGGAUGUCUUUGGUGUUUGUGGCAUUGAAUAUGCCUAUCGACUUGAAGCAGGAGUUGGUCGUGGAGGAAAGUCCACAUUUGCUCCUCCACCAAAAUAUAAUAGCACCGCUGAAGUCCUUCGAGGUGGAUCGGAGUCAGAAGAAUUUGAUCGAGAGCCGCAACCCGGAACGAAGGCAGAACAACCUGAGCAUAUCGUGGAAUCUAUCUUGAAUCACGUGACGCAUUUCUUGUUAUCUUCAGUGGCAGGCGGAAUUGGCAUUGCCACUGUGUAUCCCUUGGACUUGGUGAAAACACGGAUGAUGAAUCAAAGAAUAUCUGCAGAUAGCAAACGAAUUUACUUGAGUUCUUUCGAUUGUUUAAUGAAAGUUCUCCGUUUUGAAGGCAUUGGCGGGCUCUACCGAGGUUUACUCCCACCUUUCAUGGCUGUAGGGCCUGAGAAGUUCAUCAAGUUUACCGUCAACGACUUGUUGAAAGGGCUUUCCAAUAGCCGUGAGAAAGCCCAUUGGUCUAUGGAAAUGGUCAGUGGUGCUUGCGCCGGCGCUUGUCAGCUAUUGGUUACGAAUCCAUCGGAAAUCACAAAGAUUAGGCUGCAGAUGCAAGGAGAGUCGAUGAGACUGUUCAGGGAAAAUGGUUUCCGUGCGCCGAGGGCGCUUUCGUUCUCCGAGGUGGCAGCUGAUCUGGGCUUUUCUGGUUUGUACAAAGGAGCUCAAGCUUGUCUACUUCGAGAUAUUCCUUUUGGUGCUAUCUACUUCCCUGCAUAUGCUGUAUGCAAGGAUUACCUUGCAGAUCUAGAGGGCACACAAGGUUCUGUUUCAGCAUCACAAAUUCUUUUGGCCGGUACUCUAGCUGGAAUUCCAGCCUCCUUCCUUACCACCCCAGCUGACGUUGUGAAGACCCGACUUCAAGUGACUCCUCGUCCCGGCGACUCAGUGUACACCGGCAUUGGUGAUUGCGUUAGAAAGAUGUACGCGACCGAAGGACCCACUGCAUUCUUUAAGGGAAGCUUGUUUCGCUGCGCCCGGAUCUCGCCGCAGUUUGGAAUUUCUUUGCUCUGUUACGAACAUUUGUCGAAGUUCUUUGGAAAACAUCAAGCCCACUUGAAACCUCCUACGAACGCCCCUAUUGACCCUCGGGACUACAGGAGGGCUUUCAACCUUCAAAACCUAGGGGAGAAAAGUGGCGAUAUUGAUAAUCUUGUGAAAACACUGAACAUGGGUUUUCGAAGUCCAAAGAAGCCAGAAGGUUGA